AUGGGUCCGGAUCUCGUCGGCCAAGCGAACCUGUCCCGCACUCUGCGGUGCUACAAUUGUGGUCUGGGGGGUCAUUUUGCUGAUGACUGCAAAAACACUCGAGUCUCACCGAACCAGGUCGUCGUAGCAUCCAUCGCACAGUACUUCGACAUUGGUCCGAGCGGUCAUGAAGCCGACGAGGUCGUCAAGCUCGAGUCGGAUGAUCAACCUGUACGUCCUCUCGUUGCUUCGUCGCAUCUCGGGACUUUGGAAGGCUCACGCGGAGAUUUAGUGAGUUCGUUCCGAGCUCUUUUGAUCGAGUGCCUGUCCUCGCCCCUCGAUCAACAGGCGCGUGAUGAGACUCGCGAUGCUCCCGUGGUUCGAACACCUCGCACGGCUAAGGCCACGGGGCGUGGGGCACGCAUCGAACGUUCGCAUCGACGACGAUCGUCCUUCGUUGCCUCUGAUGCCGGCCCUCCUCCCACCUCCUUCGGUGGCCCUCGGGCCCUGUUGGCGUCCACUGUCGGCAUCCCUUCGGAUAAGGAACUCGAACACUUUGUCGAUGUCGGCGCAAUCUCCCUGCUGGAAGAACAGAAGCUAGCUGAUGAACCUCCUUCUGCCACAGGCAACGCUGAACCACGUAUCCUGCGAGUCAAGAACGUUCUUCUGUGGACGACGCCAAGUGGUCGUACCUUGCGAUGCCUGUUGGAUUCAGGAGCCGAGAUCGACGUCAUCGACAGUCGCAUUGUUAAAGCUGAGUCCUCCUUCGUGCUCUCGAGUUUGAUGGCUCCCCUACAUUUGCGCUUGGGAACUGGAGACGCCACCGAUCGACUAUCGCUGUUCGCCACAGCACCCUUUGCAUCGGGUGCCCUGGACCUCGGAUUACGCCCCUUCUUUGUUGGCAUGGUGUCCGGGUACGACACCAUCUUGGGCUUGCCCUUCCUGGCCGACUCGGGCAUGCUCGUCGGGGCUCAUCAGUAUGCCAUCCAUCGGGACCGUUCCAACCCGCGACCACUACCUCGCAUGCUCCCAUCCCCAGUCUGGAGCCAAUCCGUGGGGAACAGCGGUACGCUCACUCUACCCCUGGCAAGCGACGUCGGAGGGAUGACGUCGUCUACACGCGUUGGUACGGUGGGGGGAUUUCAGGAAGUGUCGGCUGUUGCGGCGGCAGUCGACAAGGGAGCAACCGAGGAGGGGAGUCGGUCGAAAGGCUCGCAGGAAAUCAAGUGUAACGGACUUAAUUCCCAAACGAUUGACAAGAAGAGGAGGGGCAACAAAAGAGAAGAGCGGACCAAGCUCCCGGGGAAAGGUGGUAAAACUAAAGGGAAGGGACUGUGCCAGGCCCAGAGGGGACUUAGCAAAUCAACCACUCCAAGAGGUCGCCUCAGGGGUAAAAAGGAUUGCUCACGGGAGCACCGGUAAAAACCCUGAAGCCGCGCCUCGGCUAACAAAAGAUCAAACAAACCGAAAGAAGACUGCGGUCUGGGCACCUCGAACCCGCGACCACCGAGUGCGCGCCCGCGCGCCCACAAAGGAUUUUUUUUUUAUUUUACUGGGGCUCAUAAAUUGCAAUCCUUCGGGUUGGCUGGGACCGCUAGAAAAAGAGCUAAAAGAGGUUAUAAAGCAACGACGGCAAGCAAUUGGGUGAAAGUCAAACCCCUGCGCGCAAAGAGCGCUGCGCAGAUCAAAACCCGCCGAGCACCUAACGCGGACUCCAACGGGCGGUGA
Molecule: messenger RNA, 1707 nt
Organism: Microbotryum saponariae
Lineage: Eukaryota; Fungi; Basidiomycota; Microbotryomycetes; Microbotryales; Microbotryaceae
Source: the annotation of a GenBank genome assembly